This is a messenger RNA of Pichia kudriavzevii, 1470 nucleotides long. RefSeq lists its product as uncharacterized. Gene Ontology annotation, biological process: unsaturated fatty acid biosynthetic process. The record is from RefSeq and is a predicted model, not a curated record. The transcript has a single exon. Gene Ontology annotation, molecular function: heme binding; stearoyl-CoA 9-desaturase activity; iron ion binding. NCBI's taxonomy places the organism in Eukaryota, Fungi, Ascomycota, Pichiomycetes, Pichiales, Pichiaceae. Gene Ontology annotation, cellular component: endoplasmic reticulum membrane. The coding region runs from base 1 to 1470 and encodes 489 amino acids.
AUGGACAGUGUUGAUAUCACACAGGCUAAUGCCGUUGCAGCCGGCACAAAUAAACCGGUCAAGAGAAUUGUCGCCUCAGGUAUUGGAGGCCGUCUGAUGGGUACAAAGGCUAUGACUACUGUGACAGCAGAAGAAUUGGCUCGGGAUUCGGUUGCCGAAGUUUUGAAAAGGGACUCUGAACUAAGGGUCAAGUAUGAGAAGGAACAACACAUCUCGGAGAAAGAUUGGUCCUUUGAUACUUUUUUCCAAAAAAUCAACUGGCUGAACUUGUACCUUGUUGUUGCAUUUCCUUUAUUUGCAAUUGCAGGUGCAAUUUAUUUCCAAAUUAAGCCAACUAUCCAAACAGUCACUUUAGGUGUUAUUCUCUUUUCAUUGAGUGGGUUGUCCAUCACUGCUGGUUACCACAGACUAUGGUCUCAUCGUGCUUAUGAUGCAAAGGAUCCAUUAAAGAUUGUCUUUGCUCUCUUUGGUGCCGCUGCUAUUGAAGGUUCCAUCAAAUGGUGGGGUCAUUCUCAUCGGAUCCAUCAUAGAUAUACCGAUACCGACCGUGAUCCAUACGAUGCAAGAAAGGGAUUCUGGUAUUCCCAUAUUGGAUGGAUGUUGUUGGUUCCUAAUCCUAAAUAUAAGGCAAGAGCAGACAUUUCCGAUUUAGUUGACGACUGGAUUGUCAGAGUCCAACAUAGACACUACUUAUCUAUCAUGUUGAUUAUGGGUCUGGUGGUCCCUGCUUUAUUAUCCCACUAUUUAUGGAACGAUUUCUGGGGGGGCUUGAUUUAUGCAGGUCUCUUAAAAUCUUCUGCUAUUCAACAAGCUACAUUUUGUGUGAACUCUCUAGCCCACUGGAUUGGUGAGCAACCAUUUGAUGACAGAAGAACCCCAAGAGACCAUUUCUUGACGGCUUUGGUCACUUUUGGUGAAGGUUAUCAUAACUUUCAUCAUGAGUUCCCUUCGGAUUAUAGAAAUGCCCUUAAAUGGUACCAAUACGAUCCAACCAAGAUUUUGAUUUGGUGUGCAUCCAAGGUUGGACUUGCGUACAAUUUGAAGAAGUUUUCUCAAAAUGCCAUUGAUCAAGGAAUACUUCAACAGAAGCAGAAGAAACUUGACGAAAUGAGAUCCAAAUUAAACUGGGGUCCUCAAAUUGCAGACUUGCCAAUUUGGACAAAGGAAGAAUUUAAGGAAAAGGCUGCACAAAAGAAGGGUUACAUUAUUAUCUCUGGCAUUGUCCAUGACUGUUCCUCUUUUAUUACUGAACAUCCAGGUGGUCAGGCAUUAGUUCGUACCUCCUAUGGUAAAGAUGCUACGGUGGCAUUCAAUGGAGGUGUUUAUGCCCAUUCCAACGCUGCCCAUAACUUGUUAUCGACGUUGAGAGUCGCCGUUAUUAAGGAUUCGGGCGCCAAUGGUAAUACCUACUCGAGACAACUGGAAUACUUGGCUAAAACCGAAAAGGAACAGAUGUCCAAAUCCAACUAA